This is a messenger RNA of Mercenaria mercenaria, 603 nucleotides long. RefSeq names its product putative nuclease HARBI1. The record is from RefSeq and is a predicted model, not a curated record. Bases 1 to 603 code for a protein of 200 amino acids. The transcript has a single exon. Lineage: Eukaryota; Metazoa; Mollusca; Bivalvia; Venerida; Veneridae.
AUGGCUGCCUUUAUACCAAACGCCAGACGACCUAGACAGUUUAGACGAGUAAGCAGACAAACUGACGACCUGUACAACGAGGAACUUCGACGACACUACAGAUUUGGGUCUGAAAAUUUGGACAGACUAGAGGACCUUAUUGGGGAUCGACUUCAACAUGGGACGAACCGAAAUUUUUCUUUGACUGCACGACAGCAAAUACCGAUAGCACUCAGAUUGUUUGCAUCUGGGUUCUUUCUUCAGUUAAUCGGGGACAUAUUUGGUGUCGACAUUGCCACUGUGUCCCGGACUAUAACCAGGGUGACGGACGUUUUAUUUUCACUGAAGGACGAAUACAUAAGAUUUUCAACGACGGAUGACGAAAGACGGACUGUUCAACAGGGAUUUUAUAAAAUAAGACAUUUUCCCGGCGUUUUUGGUUGUAUAGAUGGCACACAUGUUAGAAUAAUUUCUCCGCCGAAAGAUCAAGAGGCAGCUUACAUAAACAGAAAACAAUAUCACUCCAUAGAUGUCCAGGCCACUUGUAAUUAUCGCGGUAUGUAUACUGUUGUGUCGCACAAUGGUUGCCUCCUUUUCUAUAAGGGGUUCCCUAUGGGGUUUUAA